AGGGCAUUUCCGGUUUCCGUGUUUACGCAUCCUGGACCUAAAGACGCACGAGCGCGAGGCAUCUGACAUUUACUAAGCAAAGACGAGAGGACCUGAAGGAUGGCUGGCACUUUAUCAGCAGAGGAAGAGCAGGCCACAAAGCAGUUCCUGGAGGAGAUCAACAAGUGGACAAGUCAACAUGGAGUCUCUCCGCUGACCUGGGACGUGGCUGUAAAGUUCCUCAUGGCACGAAAGUUUGAUGUCCUUCGGGCCAUAGAGCUCUUCCACAGCUACAGGGAGACACGUUUGAGGGAGGGCAUCGUCAAGCUACAGCCCCAGGAAGAGCCGCUACGUUCUGAGCUCCUUAGCGGAAAGUUCACUAUCUUGGGAGUAAGGGACCCCUCAGGUGCCUCCAUUGCUCUGUACACAGCUAAGCUGCACCACCCGAAUAAAACAGGCAACCACGUGGUGCUCCAGGCUCUGUUCUACCUGCUAGACAGAGCGGUCGAGAGUUUCGAGACGCAGAGGAACGGUCUGGUCUUCAUCUACGACAUGGCCGGAUCGAACUACACCAACUUCGAGCUGGACCUGAGCAAGAAGAUCCUCAACCUGCUCAAGGGUGCGUUUCCUGCUCGGCUGAAGAAAGUGUUCAUAGUCGGCGCCCCCGUUUGGUUCCGAGUGCCCUACAACCUCCUGAGCCUGCUGCUGAAGGAGAAACUCAGAGAGCGGGUCCAGAUAGUGAAGAUGACCGAUCUACGGCAGCACCUUCCCAGGUCCUGCUUGCCUGAGCACCUGGGUGGCUGCUUGCCUCUGGACGUCCACGGCUGGAACCAGCGUCUGCUGACGGAGCAGAACGGCCAUGUGGAUCCUGUCGAUGAGCUGCUGGGCAUCCCAGUGGCAACCUCUGUGAUUCACGUACCAGGCACAGAUGCUAUGCGUCUCCUUGAGUUCACAGCUCACUUGGCUCGGGCACAGCGAUGUGGAAUUUACCACGAGUAUGAAGAGCUCCGUAAAGAGCCGCCAUCCGGAACCUUUCACUGUGCAUUGGCUGCUUGCAACCAGGAGAAGAAUCGUUAUGGUGAUGUUCCGUGUCUGGAUCAAACACGUGUACGUUUGAAAGCCAGAAUGAAUGAGAAAUCAGACUACAUCAACGCCAGCUUCAUGGACGGCUACAAGCAGAGGAACGCGUACAUUGGGACUCAAGGGCCUCUGGAGAAAACCUAUGAUGAUUUUUGGAGAAUGGUGUGGGAGCAAAACGUGCUAGUCAUCGUCAUGACGACAAGGACAGACGAAGGUGGCAGGAGGAAGUGUGGACAGUACUGGCCUCUACAGGAAGGAGGACAGGAAGUUUAUGGACACAUAGCUGUGGUCAACCAGAGAGUGGACAACCAUUCCCACUACAAUCAGACCAUUCUAGAGCUACAUAACACAGAGACAUGUGAACAGCGACAGGUGAGCCACUUUCAGUUUCUCAGCUGGCCCGACUACGGAGUUCCCUCCUCAGCACUCUCACUGCUCGACUUCCUGAGUACGGUGAAGAGGCAGCAGAAGAGGGCAGUGAAGGCUCUGGGUACACAGUGGAGAGGUCAUCCUCUCGGGCCACCGAUGGUUGUCCACUGCAGCGCAGGAAUCGGCAGGACUGGUACGUUUUGUGCUUUGGACAUCUGCCUGUCACAGCUGCAGGAUGUCGGGACGCUGAACGUAUGCCAGACGGUGAGGCGCAUGAGAACGCAGCGCGCCUUCAGCAUCCAGACCCCCGAACAGUAUUAUUUCUGCCACACUGCCAUCCUUGAGUACGCCCAGCGUACAGACAGGCCGCCUCCAGCCAGCGAGGGACGUAGUGGCUCUGUCGGUGAUAGGAAUUUUUAAGAUGUUUGCCACGGACACCGUCACACCCCUCAACCGCCGCCGUCUCACCGCUAUGGUCACUCCAAGCACAGUGUAUUUUGACUCUUAUAAAAGUGCUGAUGUGGUUUUUUUUGUUUGUUUGUUUUUUUGUUUUGUUUUUUAAAAACUGCCACAGUCAUAGCGAACAUCUCUGCUGGAUCCAGCCCAAGACUCUGUGAGGUCAGGUUCAUUAGUAACGCUGUAUGGAUCCAAGACGUUCACGACGUGGUCUGAAUGCUGAUCGGUUCUUAAGAAGCAGUAAGCUGACUAAACUGAAUAGCGUUUAGUUUCUAAACAAACAAUGUCAAAAAUCACAUCACGUUUUCAUCCCGUCAACUUUCAAUCCGAUUAUUAAUAAGAAAGUAGAACAGAAAAUCGGCUUGCACAAGAAAAGUGUGUAAACUCCGUGGAUUCAAAUUUUUACUUAAGGAACCUGUGCUGAUUUAGUCCCCAUGCUUCAAAAGUACUCUUUUUUUUUUUUUUCUCCCCCCCCCCCCCCUUUCCUGACUACAAACUCACACUGGAUGCAGUGUAUUGGGUCUCCAGUCCUGUUAAGUAUCACACAGGCUGAAGUCUCAACCUUCAUUUUACUGUAUAACAUGUUCUAAUAUAUGUAGCACUGUUCACAGAUGGACUGCUUCCUAUGCUAACUCUAUAUACGUUGUAUACAUGGGGAUCGUUUUAGCUUUUAUAUUUAUAUCCUAAAAUAGCGUCACUGUACUUUGUCCAUAGGAAACGAAGGGCCUCAUUUAUCAAGCGUUUAGUAAAGUUGGAAUAUAAAUGUUUGUGUAAAGACAAACUGAUUUAAAAAAAUUCUGCCAGAUUUUAAAAUGUUUCAGAAACUAGAGUUUCAUCCAGUGACUCGAAUCUUUUUGGAGGCUGCAAUCAAAAGAUUCGGUUCACUGAUUCUUUCGGUGACCCCUGUUGGUGUAUUGUUGUUAGAAAGCGUGAUUGUCUACAAAUGUACUUGAAAAUUGGUCUUUAAAACUAUUUUCAUUGACCAGCACCUGAAAAGGCAGAAGUCUGGAACUAUAUUAUGGAAAUGGUGAAUUUGAGAUGAUGAGAACAUCUGAAAAUCUGUCUGUUGUACCCAGGUGAUCGUGGAAAACAAGCUGAACUCACAAGUAAUGUUUUUUUUUUGUUUGUUUUUUUCUUAAAUAAUUCAAAGCAAAGCGUCUUGUCGAGUUUGGAGAAAUCUCUCACAGAACAGCACAUCCUCCCUGAUGCCAUGAUGAAAAAGGAAAACAGGAAGCUCAUGAUUCACACACACGCACACAGACACACACACACACACCAGAUCAGUCACUUAGUACUGGCUCUAAACAAGUUUUUCACAGCAUUACAUUGAGAUGUUUGAAACUGACAGAAUAAAUCCACAUGGAAAAGUGCCAUAAUCCAUGCAAGUGAUCGACUCUGAAGCUGAUCAUCGUGAGGUUACUUCAGUUUCUUCACUUGCUUUAAGUUUCACGCUUUCGGUUAGGCGAGAGUAAGAAACGCUCCUUCGAACGCUUUACCGACCUCUAACUUGAUCAUUGAGGCCCAUAUGUUUAUACCACUGGAUUUGAGGAUGAAACAAAUUUUGCGUUUGUUUACUGAACACUUUCUCUUCCGUGAAGUUCAGGCAGCAAGUCGUCUAAACCUGAACGCGUCCGUUCUCUUUUUCUCCACUUCGUUUCAUGUCGUUGAUAGUUACUCUUUCUUGUUUUGUUUUAUUUUAUGUUUUCAUUUCUUCUAUUUAAAAAAAUGAGAAUAAAUACCAUCAUUUCAGUGAGCUUCAGAACAAUAUUCGGACCACUAUGCUUUGUUUUGGAUUUGCGGUGACAAAUUGCUGAGAUGACUACAGAACCAAACCAUUUGUUGGCUGUUUUUUUUUUUUCUCUUAACACAGACAUGUUCCACUUUUCUGCUGUAUUUCAUUUCAUUCUUUCAGGAUUAUUUCAGCAUCGUUACGUCCUGAUCCUGGUCGAUGUGUUCAGACUAUAAUAUCAGACCCUAAAUAUAGAUACAACAGGCUGCAAAUAAUGGCAUCAGAAAUAAAGUUUAAAAAAGAAAAAAAAACUCACCCUGCUGUACACCCAAUUAUCUUAACCCAUCUGGUGCACUUCUAAUUAAAGUAUGAAGUGUACAAAGUCUGAUGAUGUGGAAGAAAUCUGAAAUCACAGUCUAUAAAUGGGUAGAACAGUCUACACCUCAUGUUUCAUGUUCACAUUCUGCAUCCUGGAUAAAGUCUCUGCGUCUGUGUGUAAAUUUUGGAGCUCACUGUAUGAAACGUGAAGUGAAGGUGAAAAUGUGAAAGGUUUUAUGAUGUGACUGAUGAUGUAAAUACUGUAGCAGAUGAUACUCGGUAUUUUCAUUAUCUGAUGUCAAGCUUCAUUUUUGUCUUACAGUGUAGGGAGAGUUGAUGUCCUUUAUAAUUCUUUACAAAUAUUUAUAUACACACACACGAGAUCAGACAACCACUGUGUCGCCCUCCACCUUAAGCUUCUGUUCUGCUUCUUUAGGCCAGCUGACGUUAAAACAAAACCAAUUUGUAAAUGCUGUUGCUUGUAUUAUGAUGUAAAAAUGUCUCUUAGGUCUUGCAUCUCUGUAUAAGCGUUAGACAACACUUUCAGACAAGUGUUGGACUUCAGAGGGCUGGAACACCACGUACUUGUACACACAGCGGAGCAAAUGUUUUAUGCUGCGGUGGAGCUGUACAAAAAAAAAAAAGGACCAACGUGCAAAAUUAGACAGUGUUCCCUGUUAAUCGUGCAUUUGUCUGGUUUUAUAAUAUGAUGUAUUGUGCUCUGGGGUAUGUAAACCAUUGCUACUCAAUUCAUAUUGAAUUUGCUUGUCGUGAAGCGUCUCGUAAACACUUGUACGGAAGCGUCUGAAAGAGUUCUUCAAAAAAAUUAAUCUACUUUAUUUUUCUAUUAUACUCAACAAACUACUUCAUUUGCAAAUAGCUACUUUUAUAUAUCGUUUUUCCCCUUGUUCUGUAAUUCUGUAACUUAUCUGUUUGUAUGCUUUAGGGUCAUGUAAUCGUGUAAUCGAUAGUGCCAUGAUGUCCGCUUAUACACGUCGAACACGGAGUUAUGAGCAAGUACUUUUUGAUUUGUAGAUCGUGAUCGCUGUGCUGAAAUGUGUGGCGUGAAGUGGAUGCUUGUAAAAGAUGAAUUCCAAGUUACUGUUUAAAAGAAAGAAAGAAAUUAAAUAUAUCAUUAUCA
Messenger RNA from Tachysurus fulvidraco (yellow catfish), 5072 nucleotides. It is a transcript of the gene ptpn9a, whose product is annotated as protein tyrosine phosphatase non-receptor type 9a. Gene Ontology annotation, molecular function: protein tyrosine phosphatase activity. The record is from RefSeq and is a predicted model, not a curated record. The transcript is spliced from 14 exons. Gene Ontology annotation, biological process: protein dephosphorylation. NCBI's taxonomy places the organism in Eukaryota, Metazoa, Chordata, Actinopteri, Siluriformes, Bagridae. The coding region runs from base 100 to 1848 and encodes 582 amino acids.